AUGUAUGUGCUUAAGAGUAUUUCUAAAGCAGAUCAGGAGGAAAAGCCUUGUGAUUUCUCCGCGUGCGCUAAAGAAUAUUCUAGACAGCCAGUUGAAAUCAACGCUGCCAACGUAACUGCAACCACUGCUACUUUUUUCGGAACAAGAAACACAACUAUCAUUGUUCAUGGCCACGAGGGAUCUGCGUUCACGUCUUUGAAUCCUACUGUGAAAGAUGCUGCCCUCGUAAGUUUAGACCUUAACGUCGUCGUGGUCGACUGGUCGGUGUAUGCAAGCCAAAGCUACAGCAACGCUGUUGGCGCAGUCCCCAGUGUUGGCAAAGAUUUGGCGGGGCUCAUCAAUCAGUUAGUCAAUAACUCAGCUGUAACCUUAGACACAUUGCACCUGAUUGGAUUUGAUCUGGGAGCUCACGUUGUUGGUUUUGCUGGAAGGGCUCUCGAACACAAAGCAGCAAGGAUUACUGGCCUAAAUCCUUCAAGAAAUCAAUGGGAUGCCAAUUCACCUCGAUUGAGCUUCCGCGAUGCUGAAUAUGUGGAAGUUAUUCAUACCGACGGUAUUGGACUCAUCAGCUAUGGUAUUGGUGACGCCAUUGGUCACGUCGACUUCUAUCCUAACGGAGGAACCGGCCAGCCCGGAUGCUUCCUAAACAAUUACUGCAGCCACAACCGUGCUUGGGAUCUUAUGGCUGCGUCAUUUACGCACGAUCGGUUCGUUGGCAACAGAUGUGGAAAUUGGCAUCAAGUCACUCUAAAUUCAUGCCGUGGCUACCAACUUACGAUGGGCAAUAAUGAAUUUAGUAAAAUAGGGACGGGCAUGUUCCGUGUGAAUACAAGAAGAACAUAUCCCUUCGCAUAA
This is a messenger RNA of Pararge aegeria (speckled wood butterfly), 855 nucleotides long. Its product is annotated as lipase member H-B-like. The transcript has 5 exons. Gene Ontology annotation, molecular function: lipase activity. The coding region runs from base 1 to 855 and encodes 284 amino acids. The record is from RefSeq and is a predicted model, not a curated record. NCBI's taxonomy places the organism in Eukaryota, Metazoa, Arthropoda, Insecta, Lepidoptera, Nymphalidae.